Molecule: messenger RNA, 945 nt
Organism: Podarcis raffonei (Aeolian wall lizard)
Lineage: Eukaryota; Metazoa; Chordata; Lepidosauria; Squamata; Lacertidae
Product: olfactory receptor 51I2-like
Exons: 1
Coding region: 1-945 (314 amino acids)
Biological process (GO): G protein-coupled receptor signaling pathway
Cellular component (GO): membrane
Molecular function (GO): olfactory receptor activity; G protein-coupled receptor activity
Source: RefSeq, a predicted model, not a curated record
AUGGGACCAGAAAAUAACCAAAGCAUCUUCCACCCCACAUUCCUCUUCACUGGCAUCCCAGGACUGGAGACCAUAAAUAUUGGGGUGUCGUUUUCCUUCUGCGUCAUGUAUGCCAUUGCUGUCUUGGGGAAUGGCGUUGUUCUCCUAGUGAUCGUGAAGGAUCAGAGCCUCCACAAGCCCAUGUACCUCUUCCUCUGCAUGCUGGCUGUGAGUGAGCUGGGGGUCUCCCUUUCCACCCUCCCCACAGUGCUGGGCAUCUUCCUGUUUGAUGCCAGGGAGAUUGGGCUGGAUGCGUGCCUCAGCCAGAUGUACUUCAUCCACUCCUUCUCCGUCAUGGACUCAGGGGUCCUCUUGGCGAUGGCCCUAGACCGCUUCAUAGCCAUUUACAACCCUCUGCAAUACACCACCAUCCUGACAAACUUUAGGAUUAUGUUGAUAGGCUUAGGGAUUGCCAUGAGAAGUGUUCUCCUAAUGGUCCCAAUGCUUCUCCUCCUAAGGAGGCUGCCAUUUUGCAAGUCCACCACCCUUGCUCAUCCUUACUGUCUGCACCCCAAUCUGAUCCGGCUCCCUUGUGCAGACACCACCGUCAACAGCUUCUAUGGCCUGUUAUGUGUACUUUCCACAUUUGGCCUUGAUUCCUUGUGCAUCGUCUUGUCCUAUGUGAUGAUUCUCAAGACUGUGCUGAGCAUGGCCUCCAAGGAAGGCCGUCUCAAGGCCCUGAACACCUGCGUCUCCCACAUUUGUGCUGUCAUGCUCUAUUACUCUCCAAUGAUUGGUUUGUCUAUGUCACACAGGUUUGGCAGGCAUAAUUCUCCAAUGCUGAACUCAAUGAUGGCCAAUAUCUAUCUCCUGGUUCCUCCGAUUCUCAACCCCAUCAUCUACAGCAUCAAAACUAAAGAGAUUCGCAAAGCCCUGGGUAGGAUUUUUUUUCAGAAGAAGUUCUGA